This is a messenger RNA of Alnus glutinosa, 1794 nucleotides long. Its product is annotated as zinc finger protein VAR3, chloroplastic. Gene Ontology annotation, cellular component: cytoplasm. The transcript has 7 exons. Bases 79 to 1329 code for a protein of 416 amino acids. The record is from RefSeq and is a predicted model, not a curated record. Gene Ontology annotation, molecular function: mRNA binding. NCBI's taxonomy places the organism in Eukaryota, Viridiplantae, Streptophyta, Magnoliopsida, Fagales, Betulaceae.
AUUUUGAUUUUUGGCUAAAACCCUACCCUCCAUGCUCCCAUAACAGAGCUCCAUCUCUACUCUCCCAGCCCUACGAAAAUGUCAGCCUCAAAAUUCUUGCACUUCCUCCGUACACCGACGCCUCUCUCCCCGCUUCUCUUUCCCAAACCCUUCUCUCUUAAACCCCUACGGUUCCUCCGCUACAGUUCCUCCUCUGCGGUCGAGAAUCUCACCGCCGACGCCACAGAAACCCUGUGCGCCUCCCACCCGUGGCCCGAAUGGGUGACCUUCGUCGACCGCUUGAAGACCAAAGGUUACCUUAUCGAAUCCCCUCCCGAGGCGAACCAUGAGGGUGAUGCGGAGAGCGUUUACAAGGACAUGAACCUCGUCAAGGACGCUUGCUUCAGCUUCGCGCGUGACCGCUACGAUAUCUUCAGAUCAUUGUCUACAAAGGAUAUUCAAAUGGUUGUUGAGAGCGGAUGUCCUAAUCUUUUGCGGAAAGCUGUUAAUUCAGGAAAACGGUUGAGAGCCUAUGUGCUAUUGGAUGAAGGCAAUGUUUGUAGUACUUGCACUCUGCGGGGAUCCUGUGAUAGAGCUUAUGUGAUUUUAAAGGAAAAUGAUGCAGCUGCUCGUACUGUGGAUAUAGUGCGUAUACUGCUGUUUUAUGCACUAGAUCCACUUGUUAUUUCAGGAGGAGAAAAACCUCCUGGUAGAGAUAUAAUUGAAUCAUCUGCAAGAAAACUGUUUUCUGAGUUGGUUGCACUGAGUGAAACAUCCCCAGAUCCGGCACUUCCAAAGCCUGCUGUCAAAGGACCCAAGCGAAAGGAAGACUAUGUAAAAUUUGUGGAUGAUAAACUGUCUCAAGAUGUUGAAAUGAAGAGAGGGGAUUGGAUGUGUCCUAAAUGCAAUUUUAUGAACUUUUCUAGAAAUGUACAGUGCCGAAAAUGCAAUGAAGAUGGCCCUAAAGGAGUUGGUGCAGGUGAUGUUGAAAUGAAAAAAGGAGAUUGGACCUGUCCUGAAUGCAGUUUCAUGAAUUUUUCUAGAAAUAUACGUUGCCUAAAGUGCAAAGCUGAGGGGCCAAAGAGGGUUAGUGCAGAUGAGGCUGAAAUGAAAAAAGGAGAUUGGACCUGCCGACAGUGUGGGUUCAUGAACUUUGCUAGCAAUAAGAAGUGUUUGCGAUGCCCAGAGCCACGGCCUAAAAGAGAGCUAAAGCCAGGAGACUGGGAAUGCCUCUCAUGUGGUUUCCACAAUUACAGCAGGAACAUGGAAUGCCGGAAGUGUAACGGCGAACGCCCCAAAGAAACAGUAGCUUCCGAGUACAAGGAGCAGUUAUGGAGGCGGCCUCAAUAGUAGUUCUAUCAGACGGCCAAACGAAUUGGUUUGGGGUGCUUUGGCAUUCGCAGUAUCAGGUGUUAUCCAAAUAGAGAUCUACAUCAAGUGGAACUGUUUUCUCUCUUCAAAUUAUGCUCAUUAUGAUGUUUUCCUGGGCGUCCACAGCUACACGAUUUUGGCCCUGGAAAAUCAAUGGUAGGAAGGAUUUCAUGCUGCAAUUUCUUUUUCUUUUUCUUUUUUUUUUUUUUCUGUUUUUUUAGAGAGCAGGAUUUGGUGAUUGCUGUGUUACUGAGUAAUAUUGUAUAGCUUGCGAAUGGAAGUGGGCAUUGCAGCUGAAGUAUCUCGUUGCUUUCUUACCGUGAAGAAAUGUUCUAUUUUAGGGUUUCAGCUCACUAAACAUGGGAGAGCCAAUAUUCAUGAAUCAUAUGAUUUAAUGAAGCAUGACUGACUGAAUGGGAAUGGCUGGUUGGAUGUUAAAAGAAA